AUGGGAAACGGCGGUAGCGAGCUGGAAAGGCCCAGAGAUAUUGGAGUACCCGAAGGAGGUGUCAGCGAGGAAGAGUUGCAUCAGUUCCUGCGCGGAUUGCUUCAAAAUGAGAAGGCUUUGGCCGAUGUCUGUGGCAGUCUUUGCGACGAGGCCUUCGUCCCCGCCGAGUCCCUGCAGCCCCUGACGCAACAGUUGAUCGACCGGCUGCGCUGCCGGGACCCGCAGACCUUAGAGCGCAUCGGGGAGGUCUACUCCAGCUUUGCCGAACGUCCAGGAUUGACGCCCCUGGAGUUUCAAGGAUAUGUCGCUUGCGUUCUCACGCAGAUCCUGCGCCCCCUGGACGCGCGGAACGAGCCGCGGAACGAGCCCCCACGGGCGCGGCCGUUUGCGGCCACGUUGCAGGCCGAAGCGCCGGCGGAAGCGCCUCCGCCGGCGGAAGCGCCGGAGGCGCCCGAGGAGUUGAGCGAGCUGCAGCGCUUGGCGAAAGAGUUGGACUCCUUGAACGCUUCCCUGACCGAGCACCAGAAGGAGCCACUUCCAGCCCCUAUGGACUUGGAGAAGGCGCCAGCUCCCACCGAGGUGAAGGCCGAGACCGCCCAUGAAGUCGAGCAGAAGGAUGAAAUGGCUCAUCUCCUGGCCAACUUGGACGACCUCAACAGUUCCCUUCAACCCUUGCGGCGCCGAGCUUCCCCCACGCGGGAUGACACCGCAGCAGCAGAGCACAUGGCUCCCGGGUGCGCGGCGGAGGCCAGGCGCACGGCACUGGCUCCCGAAAAGUAUGUCCAGGGCCCUCAUGCUCAUCCACAGCCUGGACAUCCUCAUCAUCAUCAACCAGGACAUCCUCAUCAUUUGCAGCCAGGACAUCCUCAUCAUCCUCAGCCAGCACAUCCUCAUUAUCCUCAACAUCCUUCCUCACCACCGCGUGACGUGGCACAUUCCCUGGAGCACGUCUUCCCAGUGGCUCCGCAGGCUCAGCAAGCUCAGCAGGGCAUGAUGGCGCAGACUGCGCAGCAUCGUCACGCAGGUCGCAGUCCACUGGGGCCAGCGGAAGCCUUCGAUGCCGGCAACACUUAUGCCCGUGCCCUGCGCGGUGGGGCUGGGGCUGCGGCACGUGGAGCUGGACUAGAGCGGCGGAUGGAAGUGCCAGAGGAAGGACCGAUGAUGCCUGAAGCCGGACUGACCAUGGAAGGACCGCCCAUGGGAGCUGCCAUACCGGGACCUAUGCCGGCUGCGUUGGCGGCUGCCAUGCCUGUGGCCAAUGCCGUGAAUUCUCGUUUGCAGGGUGCGGGCAAAGGAAUUGCCUAUAGCUGGCAAGCCUUCGCUGAAACCAUGGACAGCAUCUUCGCCGGGGACGCCUCCAGCCACGCAGCCGGGCCGGAGCCCGAGGUGGCACUGCCGGAGGUGGCACUGCCAGCGCCGGCGCCGAUGCCGGCACCGGAGGACGUGCCGUUGAUCUUCCGGCAGCCGACGGUGGAGGAGGUUCGAGAGGUCUUGGAACAGGAAGGGCUCCUAGCCUAUGUUGCCACAGCUGCCGGCUCAUUCUGCCCAAAGAAGCUGUGUUUGGACUCUUCGUACUUGUACAUUUUAGAGCCCGACUCCUCGAUCCCGGCGGUCUUCUUUGGCAUGCAAGGCUUCUGCUUAGACGACUUGCAGCGCGUGGUGCUGAACGAGGCACAUUUGGACUCCAGCUCCAAGCCUUUGCUUUCGCUGGAGUUCGAGGAAGGUUUCCUUCCAGUGCGCUUGGGAAGCGCCACGGUGCUGCGGGGAUUGGUGGGAGUACUCUGCCAUGGACGUCACGUGCAGAUCCUCGAACCAACCAACCUGAGAUCCAUCUACGUCACGAUCCGCGCGCGCCGUCCCCGCGCCGCCAUGGGCCUCUCGGUGUCACCGGAUGCGUCGCUGCAGCGGAGCUUGAGUGACCAGCAGCUGGGGAAGGUGGGCGUGGUGCAUUCCGUCCUGGUCCGUCCGCCCGAGACCUGUCAACCACACCAGGUCUUUCAGGUCUUUCCUGGUGACCAACCACUCCUCCUGAAGCUCCCAGCGGCCUGGCGUCCCGGCGUGACCAUCACCGCCUUCUAUGAGGCAGACUCCAACGGGAUCCUGCAACCGGCGCUGCAGAUCGACCAUGCCGAGGUGAGCUUCUGCACGAGGUCCUGUCUCUUCUGGGGCGGUGCAGUCCUGCUGGUGCUAUCCUUCUUCACUUUUCUAUGCAUCUUCCCCUACGUCCUACUACCGCCCUUGGGCUUGGCACUUCUCAGCGUGGUUCCCAUCAUGGUCUUCGCCCUCUUUGUGCAGCUGCGCUUCGCGAGCUCCGUGAGGAUCUGUCAGAUGGUCAUCUCCUUCUUCGAAGCGAUUGCGUGGUUCCUUCCGCUGGUGGCCAUCAUUCUCAUCAUCUACUUCCCAGUCGGAUGGCAAGAUUGGGUGGCCAACUGCAAUGAGGCGAUUGCUGAAGAUGGGGCCGCCAUAAAUGCAGAAUGCUUGGGCAAGAGGGCCAUCCAGGCAUACCUCAUGACAGCCUUUCUGGAGGAGCUCCUGAAGUUCUUGUGCGUCCGCCGUCUUCUUUGGCUUCCCUUCGUUUGCGACCCCUGGGCCCUCAGCUGCUAUGGCGGUGCAGCCGGGCUCGGCUUCGCAGCGGUGGAGAAUGCCAUCUACGUGGGCGGAGGCAACUUGAUGGUGGCCCUGUUGCGAGCCGGGACGGCGGUGCCGAACCAUCUCAUGUAUGGCCUUUUGCAUGGUGCCUUCUUGUCUCGCUUGAGAUUCUCCAGACGAUCGAGUUGCUCCAGCUACCUCCUCUCUCCCUUCUUGCCGAUGCUUUUGCAUGGCAGUCACAACUUCUCCAUCGCUUUGUGCCAGUACCUGGACCUCGCUGUGGGCCUUUCUGUCAUGGCCUGCGUGGCUUUGGCCGCCGUGGUGAUCCUGCGGCGCGCCAUGCAGGAUCUCGGCCCACAGGUGGAUGUCCAUGAGCUCAUCGACGCGAAGAUCCUCGAAGCUCCGGUGUGUUGUCUUUGCUGUCAAGGCCAGUGCGGCUGGGCGAAGGAGUGCCCCCUGGGCGCCGUGUGUUCGGCUCAGCUGGAUGGACAGCUACUACCCGAGGAGCUAGUGCUGGUGCGAGGUGUGGGCGCUGGCACCUACGAACUCGCAGGCGAUGGCUGGGUCAGCUCCGCCUCCCACGUGCGUGGGACAGGGAGGAAGGUCUACUUUGAGACGCUGGUGGGGCCCGAGACCAACAACUUCCGUGUAGGCAUCCGAUGCUCCAGCCCCUCAGGAUCUGAAGAGACUUGGACUUUGGGUCCUGAGGGCCUAUGGCAUCAGGAACGCUUGCUGGAUGCCAGGCCGGUGCCCAAGCAAUGCACCAUUGGAUGUGUCCUUGAGUUGGACGAUGCGAAGGCUUCUCAGCUGAGCUUCCUGGUGGACGGCCAACCAUGGUCGAUCCCGGAGUUGCCGACCAGUGCGGGAAGCACCUUUGCGGCCGAGUGGCGUGUACAGGGACGUUUGCUGUUGCGCCUGGCGCGCUUUGAGCAGAUGGAGUCGGAGGAGGUUCAAGCCUUUCAGGUCGCUGCUACUGGGCGGAGCAGCACUGCCUUAGUGGGACAGGUGGUGGGCGUCUUGUUGGAGGAAUGAAGGACAGGCGCCUGGCCGCUGCACAUCCCCAAGAAAACGACCCAGCAGAAAGAUGGACAGGAGCUGGAGGGGAAAGAAGGCUGGUUACUCCACGCAACCCCUCGCUGGUCACGGGCAAAUCUGCUCUUCCAAGCUGGUCGGCUGGUUCAUCACCGUCCAAGACGCGAUGACCUGCAACGGUUUGUGGCUGUGUGGCUUUGUCCUAAAACGGGACAAGCGAAGCACACCGACCUGCACUCUGGUGUCAGCUUCCUGGGCCUUGCUGAUGGCAGAGCCGAGUCGGGUGUUCCAGCAGAAUAAGACCACCUGGAGUUCGACUCACCAAGUCUACAGCCCAUGGGGCAUUCUCGG
Durusdinium trenchii is the source of this 3972-nucleotide messenger RNA. Lineage: Eukaryota; Dinophyceae; Suessiales; Symbiodiniaceae. The record is from the annotation of a GenBank genome assembly.